Messenger RNA from Bradysia coprophila, 2126 nucleotides. It is a transcript of the gene IntS9, whose product is annotated as integrator complex subunit 9. NCBI's taxonomy places the organism in Eukaryota, Metazoa, Arthropoda, Insecta, Diptera, Sciaridae. Gene Ontology annotation, cellular component: integrator complex. Gene Ontology annotation, biological process: snRNA 3'-end processing. The record is from RefSeq and is a predicted model, not a curated record.
GUGAUUUUUUAGCAUCUGACAAGCCGGUCCAUGUUUUUUGUUUACAAGACUUAUUGUAUCGGACGAAAACGAAAAUCGAAUUUAUCUUAAAAAGCUCUCACAAUGAAAUUGUAUUGUCUCAGUGGCGAUCCAGCCAAGCCAUGCUACGUGAUAAGUUUCAAAGAAUUGCUCAUAAUGCUGGACUGUGGACUAACAGCCCAGACAAUUCUCAAUUUUUUGCCACUUCCGUUGGUGCACAGUCAAAAAUUUCAGUCGCUUCCCAAUUGGAUAUCACCACGUGAUCACGAUUCUCAAAUCGAUGGCGAAUUGAAGGAAUGUUGUGGACGAGUUUUCAUUGAUUCAUCGCCCGAAUUCAAUGCACCGUUGGAUAAAGUGAUUGAUUUCUCUGAAAUUGACAUCAUUUUGAUAUCAAACUACAUGAAUAUGUUAGCUUUACCGUACAUUACUGAGGGAACUGGAUUUAAUGGGACCGUUUACGCAACUGAACCAACUUUACAAAUCGGAAGGUUUUUCUUAGAGGAAUUGGUCGAUUACAUCGAAGUUGCGCCUAAAGCAAACGUUGCCACUCAAUGGAAGGAAAUGCAACAUUUGCUUCCACCACCACUUUGCGAUGCAUACAAGCCGAAAAGUUGGAAACACAUUUUUACGACAGAAGCGGUACAGAGCAGCUUGGCUAGGGUACAAAUUGCCGGCUACGAUGAAAAACUGGAUAUUUUCGGUGCUCUUGAAGUAACGCCAGUAAGUUCUGGUUUUUGUCUCGGAUCGAGUAAUUGGGUAUUGAGUUCUGGCCAUGAAAAAGUCGCAUACAUCAGCGGAUCGUCCACACUGACCACUCACCCGCGACCCAUAAAUCAGUCAGCACUAAAGUAUGCCGAUAUUGUCAUCAUGACUGGGCUCACACAAGCUCCUCAUUACAAUCCCGAUAGUAUGUUGGGUGAAUUGUGCAUGAAUGUUGCUAUGACUUUGAAAAACGGUGGCUCCGUUCUAAUUCCGUGUUAUCCGUCGGGAGUAGUCUACGAUUUGUUUGAAUGUUUGUCAACGAAUCUGGACAAUCAUGGCUUCUCACAAAUUCCGAUGUUCUUCAUUUCACCAGUGGCCGACAGUUCACUGGCCUACUCAAACAUUCUGGCCGAAUGGUUGAGUUCGUUAAAGCAAAACAAAGUUUACAUUCCAGAUGAACCGUUCCCCCAUGCAAGUCUGGUGAAAAACGCUCGACUCAAACAUUUCAAACACAUUUACUCGGAAGGAUUCAGCACCGAUUUUCGUCAGCCGUGUGUAGUGUUUUGCGGUCAUCCAAGUCUUCGAUUCGGUGAUGCUGUGCAUUUCAUCGAGCUGUGGGGCUCGAAUCCACUACACACAGUCAUUUUUACGGAGCCGGAUUUUCCAUAUCAUCAGGUACUGGCACCUUUCCAACCAUUGGCCAUGAAAGCAAUUUAUUGUCCCAUCGAGACAUCGCUCAAUUUUCAACAAGCAAAUAAAUUGCUUAAAGAUCUGAAACCUGGUAAUAUCGUUAUACCAGACAGUUAUACACAGCCGCCAGCGAUGGCUCCUCACAAAACCGAUUUGGUCAUUGAUCAGGGACAAGAACGUCCAUUGAUAACAUUCAAACAUGGCGAAGUAAUAAAGUUGCCAUUGAAACGGAAACGAAAUCGAGUGUUUUUAACGCCAGAAGUAGCUGCAACUAUUGUCCCGCGAGAAGUGAAACCUGGAGUGAAUCUUUCAACCCUUACCGGCUACCUUCAAGUCAAGGAUAAUCUUCACAAUAUAACGAUUGUAGACGAUGUUAAAGACGACACAAACAAGAGAACGAUACCGACGCGCGAGGAAUGCUUGAAGAAAACGAAAUACGAGUUCGGUCAGUUGGACGUGGAUUUGUUCUACAAGAAGUUGAUGCAAGAUGGGAUCACUGACGUGAAAAUGGAACAGAAUGGUCCGGGUUCGGUUACGAUAACAUUGACCGGCGAGGAUACAUCCAUAAAUAUCAGCGAACAAAAUACGCACAUCGUUUGCGGUGGCAAACAAAGUCUUCGAUUGAAAUUGCGUGAUUUGUUACUUCAGUGUGUUCAGAAGAUUUAAAUAAAAAUUUAGCGAUUGCAAGAAGUUGUUGUGGCAAUUCUACCUUGAAA